AUGUCUUUCAGAGGAGGAAGUCGGGGUAAUGCAUCAUCCGGAAUGGGUGUUGCUGAUCACAGCAAAAACACAUUUAUGGAACUUCAGAGGAAGAAGGUCCACCGAUAUGUGAUCUUCAAAAUCGAUGAGAAGAAGAAGGAAGUUGUGGUCGAGAAAACCGGGGGGCCAGCUGAGAGCUAUGAAGAUUUCACUGCAUCUUUGCCCGAGAAUGACUGUCGAUAUGCUGUUUAUGACUUCGAUUUUGUGACUUCUGAGAAUUGUCAGAAGAGCAAGAUCUUCUUCAUUGCAUGGUCUCCUUCAACUUCUCGAAUCCGUGCCAAGAUGCUCUAUGCCACAUCUAAAGACAGAUUUAGAAGGGAGCUGGAUGGUAUCCACUAUGAGAUUCAGGCUACUGACCCUACAGAGAUGGAUCUUGAAGUGAUUAGAGACCGUGCAAAUUAA
Molecule: messenger RNA, 441 nt
Organism: Dovyalis caffra
Lineage: Eukaryota; Viridiplantae; Streptophyta; Magnoliopsida; Malpighiales; Salicaceae
Source: the annotation of a GenBank genome assembly